Messenger RNA from Patella vulgata (common limpet), 2992 nucleotides. Its product is annotated as quinone oxidoreductase PIG3. The record is from RefSeq and is a predicted model, not a curated record. The coding region runs from base 63 to 1196 and encodes 377 amino acids. NCBI's taxonomy places the organism in Eukaryota, Metazoa, Mollusca, Gastropoda, Patellidae. The transcript is spliced from 8 exons. Gene Ontology annotation, molecular function: quinone reductase (NADPH) activity; quinone binding; NADPH binding.
GUUUUUUCCCCUAACAGAUAACGCCGAAAUAGAUAGGUAACAUAGUUACAAACGAUAAGUCAAUGUUUAGCCCGAUAUACGCAGCUGUUCGUUUUGCCAAUAUUCGUAGGACAUGCUUGUGCUCUGACGUUGUCAUUAUAUGCUGCGUUACAGUUAUUGUAUCUAAUACAACAACAAAUGGUGUCAUGAUGAUGAUGAAAGCUGCACAGUUCAAAGCUGGUGGACCCGAUGGUUUAUAUAUUGGAGAAGUACCAGUGCCUACACCAGUUGAAAAAGAAGUACUUAUCAAAGUAGUUUCUAGUGCUAUCAACAGAGCUGAUACUUUACAAAGAAAAGGUUUAUAUCCACCGCCACCAGGAGCAAGUGAUAUAUUAGGACUCGAAGCUGUUGGUAUUGUACAACAGCUUGGUACUGGUUGUACUAGAUGGAAUGUUGGUGACCCCGUAAUGGCGUUGCUUCCAGGUGGAGGAAAUGCUGAAUAUGUGACAGCACAUGAAGAUCUUUUGAUGAAAAUACCAGAUUCAAUGAAUUUUACCACAGCAGCAGCUAUUCCUGAAGUUUGGUUAACUGCAUUCCAGUUGUUACACACCAUUGGAAAAGUUACAAAAGGAGAACGUGUUUUAAUUCAUGGUGGAGGAAGUGGAGUGGGUACAGCUUUAAUACAGCUUGUUAAGCUGGCAGACGGCAUUCCUAUAGUUACUGCUGGCUCUCAACAAAAACUGGAGAAAGCAAAAAGUCUAGGAGCCGUAGCAGGAUUUAAUUACAAGUCAGAAAAUUUUAGUGAUGGCGUUCUGGCAGCAACUUCCGGUAAAGGUGUAGAUAUUAUUUUAGAUUGUGUUGGAGGAAGCUUUUAUGAACAGAAUAUAGAAGUUAUUGCCAUGGAAGGAAGAUGGGUUCUUUAUGGUUUGAUGGGAGGAGGGAGUAUAAAUGGUGACAUGUUAAGUAAACUUUUACGAAAAAGAAUAUCUAUUACAGGUACUACUUUACGUACAAGGUCUAUAGAGUAUAAACGAGAGUUGAUCAGUAAUUUCACCCGAGUUGCCAUGCCACACUUUGAAUCAGGUUAUCUUCAAGUUGUUAUUGACACUAUCUUUCCGUUAGAUAAGUUAUCGAAAGCUCACGCCAUGAUGGAAUCUAACACAAACAACGGUAAAAUCCUCAUACAAAUCAACAAGAAUAACAAAGAUGAACUGUAAGCCUUUGGUACAAAAUUUUUGUAUUCAUCAAUAAACAUUUAUAUGAUUUGUACAAUGAUGAUCGAAGAUAAAAAUACAAAGAAAACUGUUAUAAAUUUCACAAUUUUGAACGUUUCCUGAAAACAAAUGUAUAACAGUCGAACAUUUAAUAAAUCAAUGUGUUAGACUGUAUGGUAUCUAAAUAGUUUUUAAAGCCAAAUUAUGAAUAGAAUGUAAUUGUACACCUUUAUAAUAUAAAAACACUUGAAUAUUCAUUUUAGAUUAGCUCUCAGUUGUAAAAUAUUUGAUUUUGUUAAAUGUGCCGAGCCCAUCUAGUUAAAACUCAGAUCCUAUUUCGUUUCGUUCUUAUAGUUCAAAAUUUCGUUUUACUUGUCUUUACUACACUUGGAUCUGGAAUAGUUGUUAUUUAACUCGUGUUCUGAAUGGUGUCAGGGAUAAGCCAAUGAAACGGUCUGUUACGGCGAGCUUUAGGCGUGUUUUUCACGGAAAUGUGGGUAAUCCACUAGUAACAUCAAUGCUGAUUGGUUAAUCAAAUGUCUGACGUCAUAGGGUCAUAAGUCGGUCUUUUGACCCCUGACGUGACCUAUCGCUAUAUCUUGUCAGAUCUUCAUGUAGUCUAGGCCAUCGAAAGUAUAAAAAAAACGAAACGAAAUAUAGAUCUGUAUUUUAAUCAGAUUGGUGCCGAGCAAACAAUGUGAACGUGUAUGAGAGUAGUAUGGACAAACAACUAUUUCAUACUAAUAUGAUUGUCCAAUUUAAUGGAAUUUGUCAUGUUCAAUAAUUAUAUAAUUAUGUUUCAUGUUUAACCGUCCCGGGAAUUCGACAAACCACAAGAAUGUCAGAAAACCAAACUUUGAUAAUUUCAACUGUACAGUUAAAUGUUAGCAAACCUUUCUACUUCUGUUUGGUGGACAUCUCCAAGCACCAUUAUCGUAACAGAUACAUGUAUACUGUAUACAUUGUUCUGUAUAACCAAAUAGACGAGUGAAAUAUGUUUUAUUACCAACCUCACAUCCUGAAAAAAGUACAAACGUAAAAGUCGAUUCGCAACAGCAAUUUGCAUGCUCACAACACAAAGUACAAGGUUACGAUAAACCUACAGUAAUUGGGCACUAUAUAAAUUUAUAGGUAACAUGUGUACGUACCUCUAGGCGUCUGUUUGUCCGCUGUUUUGUCAGGACUAUCUUUUAUACCGCCAAGUUCACAAGUAUUGAUUGAUCUAUCCACAGGACAGGUCCAGUUCCCAUUACAUUCACAAUCACAUAAAUACUCUGUACAGCCUUGGCGAAGAUUGAAUGUGCUCUUGGAUUUAAUGACCUUAGAUUCAAUAACACAAGGUCGACAUCUUGAUGACACGGAUGCAACUUUUUCACAUAUAUCAACACUUCUUCCUGGUGGACAACUCCAUUUUCCAUCGCAGCUACACAUACAAUUAAACCGCCAGCAUCCUUCUCUGUAGUUAAAAGGACUCCCACCAGGAUAUGAUUGAUUAUUUACCAGACACUCCCUGCAGCCAUCUAUUCUGUAGUCUGGAGAUCGACACAUGUUUUCAGUUUUAUCAGGAGGACAUUCCCAGCUACCGUUGCAGAAACACUUACAAUUGUACUGUGAGCACCCCUCUCGAAAUUCAAAAUCCGAGUUACUCAUGUAGGUUAUUCCAUUUACAGCACAUUCUUUACAGCUAGACUUCUCAUUUACAGUUCUUGUGCUGGACUCACAUACGUUGAUUGUGGAGUUAUUGGGGCAUCGCCAUGUUCCAUCACAAUUACAAACACAUGUAUGUUGGUGACAUCCUU